AUGGCGUUUGCCCUCGAGUCAGAGCUGGCUCCCCGACCUGAUCGACCCGAUGACCCUCCCGACCUGUGUCCCCUCGUGGACGGGUCCUGCCCGGACAACGAAGACGCCUCUCACAACGGCGGCACGAAGUGCGGCAUGAAGCAAUACGAGCGCGAGUGCUACUGCAAUCUCAAAACGGGCCUCGUUUGCGCGUGGUCAUGCCCCUGGGACUUGUGGUGGGAGACCGAGGACUGGUUCGCCAAGUUGUGCCCGGAAUCGCCGGCCUUGAAGGUGGACUACUCUGGCCUGCCCGACUGCGCGCGAGACUGCAUCGACGACACCACCUUCUCGUACGGCUGCAUCACGCAGUCGGUCAAUUGCUUCUGCGCGGACGGAGAUCUCCACGACUGCCACAACUCCUGUAGCAGUGAUGAGGAAUGGGCCCAGAUAGAGGAAUGGCUGCAGAAUACGUGCGAUAUGGAUGCCGACGAGGCAAAGUUUUCGGGAUCCAAGAUCGUGUAG
Messenger RNA from Parascedosporium putredinis, 501 nucleotides. The record is from the annotation of a GenBank genome assembly. Lineage: Eukaryota; Fungi; Ascomycota; Sordariomycetes; Microascales; Microascaceae.